AUUUUAAUCGCUCUCACCUAUCAAACGAAUUAUCAACACAAAGACGUAAUAAAUCUGAACAAAUUCAUUAUAAUUUUGGUGUCUCUUGUAUUGUCUUUGAUCGUGAAGUUGUUCGUAUAACGACGUUAUAUUUUGUCAAGAAGAUAAAAUAAAUAUAACGGAAAAUAAUAUUUUAGAAGGGCAAAUAUAAGGACAAGAAAAAAAAAAAUCCUGAUCGAACAUCAAAGAAAGUAGAGAUUGACAUGAUGCGUUUAAAUUGAAAGACAAUGCAGUUAAACGAUGCGAACACUUUAUAUGGAAAAAAAGACUUGUUUCAUUGAUUGAAAUAUUUAAUAAUAUAAAUAUAAUAACAAAUACUAAAUAACAGUGAGGAGACAUGUGCAGAUGUUACGUAGUACAUUUAGGUGGAUGACAGGUUCUUCAAAUAUGGAUUCAAUUAAGGAUAAUGAUGGUCUCACUAUUAGUGAGAUUAAAGAAGAAUCUGAAGGUUCUGACUCUAUAGAGGUGGACAAUUCAAGAACAGUUUUAUUAAAGAUAGCUACAUUAUAUGCGGAACGUCUUAUGAAUGAUAUCUGUUUGGUUGUCGAUGGAGUAGAAUACCCAGCACAUCGUCUUAUCCUUUGUGCUUCUAGUGAUGUUUUCCAAGUAAUGUUAAUGAGUCCACAAUGGAGCGAAUCUCAAGAAAGUAGAGUAACAUUGCAAGAAACUCCUCAGUGUGCUCCAAUAUUUAGUGAAUUUUUGCGAUACUUUUAUACCGGUCAGAUAAGAAUUAAUCACGGAGUCGUUCUCCCAAUCUUAUCAUUAGCAGAUAAAUAUAAUGUUAAAGAUUUAAUAUCGUUGUGCCUUGACUAUAUGCAAGAUCAUAUUGCUUUGGCUGCUAUACAUGGUACAUUAGUAUCAUGGUUACAAUAUACUUCUAAUUGUGGUCACCACGAUAUUACUCAAUCAUGUCAAAAUUUUAUUAAAUGGAAUUUAGAAUUAGUGGCCAAAACAUCAGACUUUGGAAAUUUUGAUUUGGACAUAUUAGUGUCGUUGUUACAUCAAAGUAGUUUAGUUAUAAAAGAUGAGAUGACACUUUAUAAGUGCCUGGAAUCAUGGUUGGAUCAUCAGGCAAAUAGAUUAAAAACUCAAUUAUUGCCUGAUGAAUUGGAGGCAACAUUAAAGCAAUUAGUAGUAGCUGUUAUGUCACCUGUUAGAUUUCCAAUGAUGUCUCCUAGACAACUGGCAGAAUUACUUUUAUCACCAUUAACGAAAAAGUACAAAGAAUUUUUUGUAGAACGUAUGUCCAUCGGAAUGUCCUUUCAUUCUGGACAAAUUGAGAGAGUGAAGGAGGUUUGUUUAAACGAGGAAGAUGGUGCAUUAUUAUUUGAGCCAAGGCUUUAUACAGUGGACACGUGUAGUUCUUUACUUACAAUAGAAAAUUUUCAUGGAUUGCCUUCUUAUCAUACAAGAACGCUUGUGUUCUCAAGUCAUUCCUGUCUUGCAGAAUAUGCUGGCGAUAAGGCAUGCGAAUGGGUCGUAGAUAUUUAUCCAAAAGGUGUUUGGUUUAAAAAGUUUUUCCUUAUUGUUUGGCAAGGGACCGUAGAAAUGCCUGAACACGUUAAACGUUCUGUUAGAUUGUCUUUAACUUGUAAGGAACCUCCGGUUAAUAGUGAUACUGAUAUGAGAGUAAAAAUAGGUGUUCUGAUAUAUGGACUCCAAGAUGGAGUUGAACAUAUUGCAAGAGUGACAGAAAUAAUACAUAGAUUUAGUAAAAAAGAACGAGUACUCAAUCUGGAUGAUUUAUUACCAUUCGAAGAACUUAAUCCACAACAAGGUUCUGUAACAGAAAAUACAGUAUCUCCAUUCUUAGUUGGGCCCAAUAAAGAUAUACUUAAAUUGCAUAUAGUCAUCUCUCCAGCCAAUUAAUAUAUAAAUAUAGAUAUUCUGUUGUAUUAAAUGCGUACGAGAAAACAGGAACGAAAUAACGUUUUUUUUUUCUCUCUUUCUAGGUAAAUAUGUGUUUUUGAUAUUAUUUAUAUACAUAUAUAUAUAUAAUUUUUUUUUUUUUUUUUUUUUUCUUAAAAAAUUCAAUUUCUUAAUUCAUUCUAUUAAUUGUUGUGAGCGACUAAUAAUUGAUGACACAUUAAAAAUAUGAUAUUAAAUGUAUAGCUGAUUAUAUCUUUAAAUUAUUAUAACAGAUCAUUUUUUUUGUGUGCUAGUAGAAUAAUGCAAGGUUUGAUUUUUUGAAACAAUUCUCUUUUUUUUUUUUUUCUUUCCUUUUUUUUUUCUUCUUUUUUUUAUCGCUUAACGCAAAGAAAUCAAAUUAAAAAAAAAAAAGUUUAUUAUCAGUAAAAUAUAUAAUUUGUGCAAUCAUUCGUAUUUAUUUUAUAUGUGCAUAAUAAUUUGUAUAUUAUGUGUAGUGAACACAUAUGUAUUUAAGUGUAUAUAUACAUUGAUCUAAAUUUAAGUUUCUUGUUUUAAAGUAUAAUCUUAUAUUUGAUUAUAACAUCGGGGAAGAACAAAAAACAAAAAUACCAAUUUAAAACCAAGUUAGUUACGUUUAUUAAAUCUUGUCAAUAGAGUAUCAAAAAAUCUUUUAUUAGGAAUGAAAAUAUUGUCGAUGUAUAUAUAAUCGUGUUAAUAAAUCAAAAAUAAAAUAAUUUUUAGGUCAUUCUUCACAGACAUCCAUUGUGUAAGUUACUUCAAUGUAAUGAGAAGUAGUUAUAAGAAAUUAAAUAUCUGAUUGUUAUUAAAUGUUGAAUUAUAUAAUUAACUUCUUAAUAGAUAUAUUCCAUAUUCUUCAUUCCCACUUUUUAUGAUAAGACAUUUAUUGAGUUACAUAUGGAAUAUAACUUGUAACUGGAUAAACAUUAAAUUAAGAUCAAAUACAAAUUUGUAUGAUUAGAAAUGUUUGAUUAUUUUUGUUUUUUUUUUUUUUUUUUUUUUUUUUUUUUUUUUAUAUAACUCCUAUAGGUUUAAUAAAUAAUAUUAAUUGAAACGUCUAUGUAAACAACUGCCUAAAAGGAAAUAAAAUCUCAUAUUUAUAAAAUGAAUCUUUAAAGAGACAUUUAAAUUAUAUUAAUUAUUGUUUGGAUUAAUAUUAUUUAUUCAUUUAUACGUAUUCAUUAUGGAAAUAGGUCUUUAUUAUGUAAGAUUUCUUAUACUAUACUGAUGUAAAGUCCUUGAAUAUUUAAAGAGAUACAAGUGAAAGGUAUUCCAAUAUAUCUUGAAACGCAUUGACUGUAGAUGUUCAGUAUAGGCUUCAAAACUUUCUGUUAACGUUUUACGGCUUCAUUAAGAAUUUAUGGUAACAUAUAUUCCAUUAUUUCAAUUAAUAUUAUUUUUCCAUUAAUACAUUGUGGUAUGAAAGAUUCUAAGCAUUAAUUGUAUGUAUGUAUGUGUAUGUGUGUGUACAAGACAAAUUUGUUAACAGUCAAACAGAAUAUGAUCUAUUCUUUGUAAGGUAUGUUUGCUUAUGGAAGGAAGAUAAGGGAGCUGAGAUAUUGAAAGUGAAAAUAAGAUGAAAAUGGAACGUGAAUGAGUUAAGCAAGAAAAUAACAAAUAUUACAAAGAACGAUAAGAAUGAUCAAACACAUAUGUAUGAAUGUGGAGUGGGGAUGAGAAAGGCUACAGAGUGUAUGUGAGAAAAAGGAGGAAAAGUCUUUAAUAGACUAUUCUAAGCGAGGAAUAACAAAUAAAAGAUCCUAAAUGGAUCAAAUUUUGAAUAGUUCAAAGAAAAAGUAAAGAGUUGUAAUAUCCUAUUAUAAUAUCUUUGUCAAUAAAAUCCUUAACAAUCAAAAGUAAA
Messenger RNA from Vespa velutina, 3787 nucleotides. It is a transcript of the gene Tango10, whose product is annotated as BTB/POZ domain-containing protein 17. NCBI's taxonomy places the organism in Eukaryota, Metazoa, Arthropoda, Insecta, Hymenoptera, Vespidae. Bases 385 to 1908 code for a protein of 507 amino acids. Gene Ontology annotation, molecular function: protein binding. The transcript is spliced from 4 exons. The record is from RefSeq and is a predicted model, not a curated record.